UUUCUGCUCUUACCCCACUUUCCGCGAAUCCCUGCCCGGCGCGUCCACGGGUGCCCGUGCAGUCGCGUCUGGAUCACGCUCGGAUGCUUCCCUACUACGGUGUAGCAUCUCACAAUGUCCGCCCGGGACUUCGACGCGGCCCUCAGUGCGCCCGAUAACGACGCCACCCACAAGCGUCUCCAGCAACUCGCCUGUGCUAAUUCCACCAGCGGCGCUACUCUCCCAGCCACAGCCGAGGCGUACCUGCGAGCAUUUUGUGCUGGGGCAUCGUCUCUCACUCGGCGCAGAUGGGUUGGUCUGGGACUGAGAAAGAUGAUAGACAAGUCGGGCGUCGUUGUGGCGCAUAUGAAGACCCUCACACAGGAGCUUCCGCGGCUAGGCCAGGUGAUUCUCCACAACACCGAAGCAGAGGAGACCAAAAUUGUCGCAGCUUUAGUCAUACGGCAAGGGCUGGAGAGCGGCAUCGAUUUCGCGCGGUUUUGGCCGUCACGAAAGGUCCAGGACAAUGCCCCCAUUUUCCCAAAAACCGCCGGUCCUCGGUGGAUGCAUCAGUUCCAAGAAUUCCUGGACGUGUUGAACGAUCUAGUCGUCGCGAAUCCAAUCACCGACCCAGCUGUAUUAUAUCCCGUCUCUCUACUCGCUUCCGAUGGUUACAAAUGGCGAGACGACGUCAUAUCCAUCGUGCUCAUGCAGAGCGAGCUGGUCACUGUCGUCAUUCCAGACUCCUCAGUCCACGAUAUCAGUUUCAUGGAUAUACCGUUGCAUCACAUUCACAAUGUGACAAGCCAGCGCUCAAAGCUCCACGACUCUCAAGGAAUAGGGACGAAGCUCGAGCCUUGGGAAGUCGUUCUGACGCUCAUGCCAGGGCAGUGGACGUAUCGCCUUGACUCGUCCGAGCGCGAAGGGCGCUUCUUGACCAUCAUGUUCGCGAAGAAAGACGACGCCGUGGAGUGCAAAAAUUGCAUCGAGAGCUUUCUUCCCCAAUCCUCGCCUCCAAGGAUUCAGAGUAGCGCGCCUGUCAACUUUGAGCAAGAAUCCGUCCAAGAGGAGGGUCUUGUGUCCGAUGAUGAGCUUGCUCAGUCACCGCCAGUGUCUCAGAGGGAGGUAGAAGGAACCCGUUCAACCCCGCACGCGAUGGCGGUUUCGCAGUCGAAGGUCGUCAAGUCGCAGACUGUUACAACGAAAGAACCUGAUUCAUGCUCCGAAGGUUUAGAACCGCGUUCACACCCACUCCUGUCAACACCGAUGAACCAUGAGUCUCCCAAAUCCGGCAUCGGGGACGGCACCCCGAUAAGUGCCGUACAGACGCGAGCAACUCGGCCUAAACUCGGCGCUCUGCCAAUGGUCAAGAAACCAGCAGGACCGAAAGUGAACGGAAAAAAGUCCAUGGUGGAGGUAGAUGAUGCGACUUUUGAGUUUCCUGACUGGUCACCAAGGAUAAAACGACGCUCUGUCCCAACACAGAAGAGAUCGAGAGUCGGAAACGCCAAUACCAAGAAGUUUAUCAGCAAAGCAAAGCCCAUAAGGCCCAAAGCAAAGCCCAAGACAAUGCAAGCGAACGAUAUCGAGGAGGAGGGAGACCCAAUAAGCUCACAGGUGCUCCAACCGUCCGGCCCUGAGCCUUCUCAACUACAUAGCCCAAUCGAUACUCUCGACAACGCAACGAAAACUUCUGUUGUCGCACCCAAGUCGCCGAACUUACCAACAGUAGGUAACCGGACGGACGGAGGUGCUUCUAAAUCCCAGCGUCUUGCCUCCGAUAUCUUUGCUAUCCCGCAAGAUGACGAUUCUCAAGCGAGGCCGCGGGCGAGACGGAAGGGAGCCAAGUCGGUUAUCUAUCAAGAAGGACACACGUCGGGCGAAGAGAGUUCUGGCUCCGAAUAUGCCGAGAAGAAAAGCAGGACGACCCGCUCGCCGGCGAAAGGAGGCCGUCCUUCGAAAGCAGUCAAUUCGAAGAGGGCAUCGAAGGCCCCAAACCCAAAGAGCAAGCCAAGCACCAAGAAUGUGAGGAAUUUGAAAGCAGAAACCCAGCCAGGAUCACUCCUUCGAGGUUCUCUAUUAGCCAAAUCGAUUUCAAAAUCACAGCCUCCCUCAAGCGCUGAGCCAAAGAAAACUGAGUUGGAUCCUGGACGAGCGCUAAAGGACAAGGAGAACAGGCCACCAGCCGUCGACCAGUCUGCCCGUGCAGUAUCGCACCCAGCGGACGACACCGUGUUGAGCUCAGAGAUACAUAUUCUGGAUCGUCUGAACGAUCUAACACACGAGGAUGAACACGGCUUUGUGCCUGUUCACGUGUCUGCUAGUGAGAAGAGCAAUGUUCCCCAAAAGCGGCCAGCAGUGGACUCGUCUCCGUUAACUCCACCCUCAAAGCGGGCCAAGAAAGAGCAGACAUUGCCGAACGGCACGGCGCCUAAGUCCAGCCCCUUACUCAAGGCUCCGACGAUGAUUGCACCUCCGCGAGUGCUGAAGGAUCCCUCCAGUCCCUGUAGACAAAAGCGUCCGCCAUCUUCCAUCCAAACAAGAAAACCAAUGCAUGAAAUGUACACUCAAUCCGAAGAGGAUGCUGGACAAAUCGAGAAGGUGGAGCGGCCCGCGCGGAGCCAACGGAGCACCGCCGAUCCGAGGAAGCGACCGGAGCGAGGACAUACACCUAUACAUCACCGCGCACAACGCAACCACUCCAGCGGCUCGGUCAAUCAGCAGAUCCUUUCAAGCAAUAGUAAAUUACUCCCUGCUUCUCCGCGUGCGGAAUCUACAGCAAUAUCAGGUCAUGCGCAUCGCGACCGCGUGGCCAUUGAAAGGGAGAUUGGAGAACAUGAAACAGCGAAAAGCGACCCUUUCAGUCGCCGAUCCAACUCACAGACGGUCACCGCGUUUACGCGAAGGCUGACAGGAGAAGCGGGCAUUCCGAAUACGCCAGUCGGCAACUCCCAGCAUCGACCUAUAGAGCUGAUUGAUAGCGGGAGCUCCAGUGGCGUGUCCAGCGACGUUGAACCUAUGGUCGAGUCCCCGAAAAAGCCCUUCAUUUUGCCUAAACAGCCUCCAGUGAAGCCGGCCAGCGUGGUGCAGAUCAAGGUCGAGAACCCCUUCCUACACCCUCGCAUCAAGAUUUCUGAGCCUCUGGAGCCAAUAUCAAAUGGCCGGGCACCUGCCUUGGUGCAGCCAGGAUUGGAGCGGAGGCCCAAGGAAACCGAGAAUGUAGUCAUGGAUGAGUCUAUUCGCAACGGCCCUCCACAGCUUGUUGAAGAGACGCAGCCGCAGGACGUCAGUUUACACGCUGGUGACGUGGGGAUGGAAGGUGAAACCCUCGUUGAGCAAGAGGAAGAAGAACUGCCUACCCAAAGGCUUUCUCCUGUUCACUUUAAAUCGUCUCCACCACCUCUGGGCUCACCCAGCAGCCACAGCUCCACGUCUGCCGAAGAUGAACCCCGUACCGAGCCUCCCAUCCCAACAUCUGAUGCGGACGAAAUGGAAUGGGAAGCGAGUCUGCAGCCCCACCAACGAUCCUUGCAGGAGCAGCUCAUACGUGUCUCGAAGCGCGUCGUGCGCCACAUCGUCGACAACGAGACUGCUGUCGACGAUAUUGCCCAAAUGUAUGCUCAAGACAGUGAGCAUAUGCUGCGGACGCUUAUCGAUCGGCAUACCGGAGAAUCCGACACCAUGUUCAAGAAUGUGGAAAAGAAGAAGGGCAAGGUCCAGAAAGCAUCAGAGCAGCUGCUGAAGAAGCUGGGCAAGGAGCGGCAACAAGUCCUCGCCGACGUGCCUUCCGGUUAA
Molecule: messenger RNA, 3774 nt
Organism: Trematosphaeria pertusa
Lineage: Eukaryota; Fungi; Ascomycota; Dothideomycetes; Pleosporales; Trematosphaeriaceae
Exons: 1
Coding region: 115-3774 (1219 amino acids)
Source: RefSeq, a predicted model, not a curated record